This is a messenger RNA of Guillardia theta CCMP2712, 1008 nucleotides long. RefSeq lists its product as hypothetical. The coding region runs from base 1 to 1008 and encodes 335 amino acids. The transcript is spliced from 14 exons. The record is from RefSeq and is a predicted model, not a curated record. NCBI's taxonomy places the organism in Eukaryota, Cryptophyceae, Pyrenomonadales, Geminigeraceae.
AUGACCUGCGGGUUUUCUAGGCGGGUGAUCAGGAAGGAAGCGCAUGCUUCUUCGGUGAAGGGCUUCGAGACAGAAGGAUCAAGAGAGGCUGUGCGGUUCUACAUGAAUGCCGAGAAGAAGGCGUUGGAAGCGACUGAGCGCGAGAAGAAGAUGAUGGAAAUCCUGCGUGCAGACGAGAAGAGCCGGCAGGAGUCUGAAACCAAGAUGCUGAACCGUUCGCUAGGGAUCAAGAUGCAGGAGUUCGAAGAGGAGUGGCUUCACAAGCGGAAGGAGAUGGAGACUCACUGUGCAAGCCUGCUGGAGGCUGUCAAUGAGAAGGCUGAAGCGCAGCGUCAUCACUUCGAGGAGCACGUGGCGGCGGAGAGGAUCCCUCCUGUGAAGUUCUCCCCUCUCAUACGAGACAUGAUCAAACAGGGGAAGAAACUCGCGCAGGCUGAGAUGUACAAUGAUGUGCUGCUGCUACACAAGAGAGUCGAGGCUGGAAAAAUGCAGGAGGAGGAAAGUUGGAAGAAAAGUAUUCUUGACAAGCAGGAAGUGAGACGCAAACAACUCGAGCAAAAAAUCGCCCAGGAGAAACGGAAUGUAGACGAGAAGAUUACUGGCAUUCGAUCGACCUUCGAGAAGUCCUACGUCAACGCCAAGGACGUUUUGAUGCAGAACUUGAAGAAUUUGUCGACCGACAUGGAACGAGCAUUCGCAAGGGAGUGGGUUGCCCGACCGGAGCUGGCGAUCAGCGCCAAGGCGCUGGGAGGACAGAAGUACGACAUCCCAUCCCUCACCAAGUUGCACUUUGACGACGAUGAGCUGACGGGAACAGCCGAUGACGCGAGAGCAAUCUACAAGUAUGAUGUGCACAGGAUGGCAAAGCUAGGAAGACCCGGACGGCAAGAGACUCCGAAGAAGGAGCACAAGGAGGAGGAGGAGACGGCGGGCAAGGGUGGAGAGGAGGAGAGGAGGCACGAUGUUCAGACGAAGAUCGUCACCUCGGUCGAGGAGCUGACUGAAUGA